Molecule: messenger RNA, 850 nt
Organism: Drosophila kikkawai
Lineage: Eukaryota; Metazoa; Arthropoda; Insecta; Diptera; Drosophilidae
Product: annexin A7
Source: RefSeq, a predicted model, not a curated record
ACUAUAAAAAGGGAAUGCAGAUGCAAUGGUCAGGUUAUUACCAUCUUGGCGAUCAUGGAUCGAAGAGUGACUGCGAUUUGUCUGGUGCUCCUGCUGCAGCUGGUGGGCCACGCCUGGGGCUUCCAGGAUAAGACCCCGGUGCAGACCAGCCUGGUGACCGGCCAGGCCAGGAACGAUAAGCAGCAACAGGUGCUGGACGAUACGCUGGGAAGUGGUCGGGGAAUCGACGAGCACCUUUUGAAGACCAUUGGUAAGGGCGGCAUCAAGCUGGUGAUGGCAACCGGCGCCUCGACGACCACCCCGAAACCGUCAGUACAUCAACAUCAUUACUAUUAUCCACCAGAGGAUCAGCAGCAUCCGCGCCAGUACGGUUAUGGUCCGCCGCCGCCAUGGUCGCCCACUCCGCCCAUUUACCCGCCGCCACCACAACGGCCGUGGGGACCGCCGCCUCCACCAUCGCCAGUGCCAGGACCACAGCCUCCUCCAUUUUACAAUCCCUACUACAAUGGCUACAACUACUACGGCGGCUUCGGUGGAUAUGGCUAUCCUGGCUAUGGGGGCUAUCCUGGCUUCGGCGGCUAUCCCGGCUAUCCGUUCUAUCCCUUCUAUCGCUCCUCGGCUGGCGGCGAUGGGGAUACCCAGGUACCCGGACCCGAUGGCCUAACGCCCUCGCCCAUUCCAGGCGUCUUCCAGGGCCGGGCCGUGCUCUCCCAGAACUUCCUUGAGGGUAGGAAUAAUGCCAACAUUGUGCCACUGUAUCAUCUGCUCCAAAUGGCUAGGGUUUAGGAUGUUUAACUAUAAUUUGAUAGAUUGAACAAAACUAAAUAAAGUGAAAACUAAUUAUGUGGAA